Colletotrichum chrysophilum is the source of this 855-nucleotide messenger RNA. RefSeq lists its product as uncharacterized. The transcript is spliced from 2 exons. The record is from RefSeq and is a predicted model, not a curated record. The coding region runs from base 1 to 855 and encodes 284 amino acids. NCBI's taxonomy places the organism in Eukaryota, Fungi, Ascomycota, Sordariomycetes, Glomerellales, Glomerellaceae.
AUGGAACGUCCCCACCGUCCACCACCGCUCACGAUCCCCCCUCCACCCCGACACCGGGCCCGAGUCCGCCGCUCACGACGCCCGAACCACCGACAAGCCCGCCAGUUCAAGCGCUGGCUCCUCCGUGCGCAAAUCGCCAAUGACGUGGCGCACGUCGCCGCCGCGAGCAUCUUGCUAUGGAUCAUGUCGUGGUUCUUGUACAACGUGCCAUUCCCCUUGACAUAUCGCACAGGGCCCGCCGCAGUCGCCCUCAUCAUCAUGCUCUCCACAGACAUCCUCCUCGACGCCCGCUCAAUAGUCCACGCCCACGACCCCUGGCCCGGCUGGGCCCUCCUCCUGCGCCUCGCCCUCGGCCUCGGCCUCAUCGCCGUCUUCGCCGUCUACAUCGCCCUCGGCGGCGACGUCUUCGCCCCCGACUUCGAGUACUGGGGCAUGUCCGACGCCUACGGCCGCGUCCUCGCCUACAUGUUCCUCUGGGGCCUCGGCCUGUGGAACCUGCUCUUCGUCGUCCUGUGCCGCCACUGGCUCGCCAAGGAGGUGAAACGCUACUCGGGCGACGCGCGGGAGCUCUUCGCCGGCGGGCGCGCGCCCGGUGAGAGCGCGCUGCGGCUGGGCAGCAGCGCCGGCGAGGAGAUGGGCGCCGCGCCACCGUCGCGGCCGCGGGAGGUGGACCUCGAGGCGGCGCGGUUCGUAAGGGAGGAGUCACGGAGGGAGGGGGUGGUGAACGUGCCGCUGCCUGUGCGCAUGGGCACGCGGAGGGUGAAAGACAGCGUGGGCGGGUUGAGCGUCUUUGCGGAUUCAAUCGCGAGCGGGAGCACGAGUCCGCCGCCCGUGGCCGUGACGAGACCUACAUGA